UGUAACGUAACGGACGCCGCUUCCCGUCAGCUGUCAGUGAGUGUGUGUGUGUGUGUAUGCGUGUGUAAAUGUGUGCGUGUGUUUGUUUUUCUUGAAUAAUUCAGAUCGCAGGGACCUGAAGGCUGGCAUGGGCGCCAAACAGAGCAGUCCUGCUGCCAACGGCCGCACGCGCGCGUACUCGGGCUCGGAUCUACCGUCGGCCACCGCGUCCGUUAACGGCAGAACAGCGGCGGUUUUACGGUAUAACAACAGUCACGGAGCCUCAGGUGCUACAUCUGCCGCUUCAGCGUCUUCCUCCGCGGCUGUGGCCUCGCAGUUUAUCCCCUCCAGGACGCGCUCCGUCGGCCCGAGCGCGAGACCCCAGUCCGGGAUCAACAUCCCGAACUCUGGUGCAUACAGUUCGGCGGAUUCCGGUAACAGCACACCGGAGGAACCCGGCGGAGAGAGAGAGCGCUCCACCGGCGCCCCGAGACUCCUGAUCGGCUCUCUACCUGCUCACCUGUCGCCUCAUCUCUUCGGAGGUUUCAAGUGCCCGGUUUGCUCCAAGUUUAUCUCCUCAGACGAGAUGGACCUUCAUCUGGUCAUGUGUUUGACCAAACCACGCGUCACAUACAACGAGGACGUGCUGUCGAAGGAUGCUGGAGAAUGUGCAAUAUGUCUGGAGGAGCUGCUGCAGGGAGACACCAUCGCACGCCUGCCCUGCCUCUGCAUUUAUCACAAAGGCUGUAUUGACGAGUGGUUUGAAGUGAACCGAUCGUGUCCUGAACAUCCUGCAGAUUAAAAGCGCCUCUCUCACCUUUUUGCACAGCCUCUCCCGGUGGUGAGACGCCUCCUGUCCUGCUAAAAGGACAGUAAUGUGAAUCCUCUUCCUCCUCAUAGACACUGUGAUCGAGCGGGACGUCCCGAUCAGAGAACUCUGCCCUUCCUAGUCGCCAUAUUUACCCUAGUGUGCCAAAACUCAUUCAGGGAAACUGGCAGUCAUCUCACUGGCUGCUUUCUGCUCUCUGAUUGGCCGGACUCGGGGUCAGCUGACUCCCAUCUCGUUGCUGAUUGGACGACGGGUUGAUUGUUCUGCUAAAUGGGACCGUGUCUCUCAGUGCCUUAAUUUUCAGAUGCGGCGGGCAGAAAAAUCUGCGUUUGGGACAGCAGAAAGGCUGGAUGGAAACGUCUGGAUAUGAAGGAUGUGUUUCCUGAUUCAGGACGGCUCCGAGCCACGCCCUGUGUUUGACCCGGACACUGGAAAAGCCAUUAGUUACUUUACUUUAAAGAAGUGAGUCAAGCUGUUGCCUUAAAAGCAGCAAGUUGAGUCUACUUUAAAAAACAUAGUCAGUAAACCCAUUGACUUAAAACGCUUAUAAUUAUACACAUAGUUUGUGUAGGUAAUAAUUAUAAGGCUUGAGGUUUCCUCUGUUUUUGUUAAGUAAAGUCAACCUAUGGCUUUUUUACAGUGUAGAUCUCCAGUCUGGUAGCAAUAGCUGGAUCUUCAUCUCUGCAGCUUUUAUGCAAGUCAACAUUUCAGAUUUUUUCCUUCGUGUCGAGACAAAUCUGGGCCUUAAUUCAGCACAUCUCGUCCAGGUCAGAAUCAGAAGAAGAAGAAAAAAGUGCUAAAGGAUAUUUUGCAUAAAGAAAAUAAAGUGUUUCUUCUGGGAAAUAUAAUGCAAUGCAGUUAUUUUUAAUCACAUCAACAUUAAUUAAAGGCAGUACAACAAAUACCAUCAUGAUAUCAUCAGAGUGUGUGUGUAUGUGUGUGCGUGUGCUCGCAUGUAUGCGUGUGUGCGUGCAUAUGCAAAAGCAAAAACUGCAUAUACAGUUCAAGUCAGAAUUAUUAGCCCCCCGCUGUUUAUUUUUUUCCCCAAUUUCUGUUUAACAGAGAGCAGAUUUCUCCAACACAUUUCUAAUCAUAAUAGUUUUAAUAACUCAUCUCUAAUAACUGAUUUAUUUUCUCUUUGUCAUGAUGACAGUAAAUAAUAUUAGACUAGAUAUUCUUCAAGACACUUCUAUACAGCUUAAAGUGACAUUUAAAGGCUUAACUAGGUUAAUUAGGUUAACUAGGCAGGUUAGGGUAAUUAGGCAAGUCAUUGUAGAAUGAUGGUUUGUUUUGUAGACUGUCGAAAAAAUAUAUUGCUUAAAGGGGCUAAUAAUAUUGACCUUAAAAUUGGUUUUAAAAAAUGUAAAACUGCUUUUAUUCUAGC
Molecule: messenger RNA, 2192 nt
Organism: Danio aesculapii
Lineage: Eukaryota; Metazoa; Chordata; Actinopteri; Cypriniformes; Danionidae
Gene: znrf2b
Product: zinc and ring finger 2b
Exons: 5
Coding region: 128-781 (217 amino acids)
Source: RefSeq, a predicted model, not a curated record